Oncorhynchus masou masou (cherry salmon) is the source of this 383-nucleotide messenger RNA. RefSeq names its product plexin-B1-like. Lineage: Eukaryota; Metazoa; Chordata; Actinopteri; Salmoniformes; Salmonidae. The transcript is spliced from 3 exons. The annotation marks the transcript as partial. Gene Ontology annotation, cellular component: semaphorin receptor complex; plasma membrane. Gene Ontology annotation, biological process: regulation of cell migration; semaphorin-plexin signaling pathway involved in axon guidance; axon extension. The record is from RefSeq and is a predicted model, not a curated record. Gene Ontology annotation, molecular function: semaphorin receptor activity.
UGACUCUGUACAACUGUUCUGUGGGGCGUUCUGACUGUAGCCAGUGUCAUACGGCGGACCAGAAGUAUGGCUGUGUGUGGUGUGGAGGGGACCAGUCCACCUGUCUGUACGGAGACUCCUGCAGCGAGCCCCUCGAACAGACUUGCCCCGCCCCCGUCAUCCAUGCCAUUGAGCCCCUGUCUGGACUGGUGGAGGGGGGAACCCUGCUGACCAUCUCAGGGUCCAACCUGGGCCAGAAGGCUGAGGACAUCCUGCACUCUGUCACUGUGGCUGGGGUUUCCUGCUCUGUCAUCCCCCACCUCUACGAGGUCUCCUCCAGGAUUGUGUGUAAGACCAAAGCCAGUGGGGAGAAGACAGGCCAAGUGUCAGUAGAAGUGAGCGGG